Spea bombifrons (plains spadefoot toad) is the source of this 3268-nucleotide messenger RNA. RefSeq names its product transmembrane channel like 6 (gene TMC6). The record is from RefSeq and is a predicted model, not a curated record. Gene Ontology annotation, molecular function: mechanosensitive monoatomic ion channel activity. The coding region runs from base 181 to 2526 and encodes 781 amino acids. The transcript has 21 exons. Gene Ontology annotation, cellular component: plasma membrane. NCBI's taxonomy places the organism in Eukaryota, Metazoa, Chordata, Amphibia, Anura, Pelobatidae.
GAUCCCUGGGGCUGUGGAACAAACCAAAGUGGGAGGGGUGCAUAGGGGGCACUUGUAGUGCUAAUACACAGAAGCAGGAUUUGUGUUUGAUCCAUACCCUGUACAAAGUGCUGGCGAUGGUCUGAGAGAGCCCGGCGGACAGGUAGGGGCAUCUCCGCACAGAUCCGGCGCGGUGUCACCAUGUCCGUCGGUUUCCUGCUGGAUAUCCCCGAGGUCCAGGACGAGAGCAGCAGCCCCUGUGAUGAAUUCGAUGUGCACGACUCCUUCUGCAGUGUUAUUCGAGAUGUAGAACGCGGAGGAGACUUCGAACUUCAACCAAUUAAUCAAACAGGGAACGCACGUCACACCCAAGAUGAUCAUCACAUGGCCACCUUGAAAAUCCUAGCGGACAUGCCAAGCCGGACAAUUGGACGAUGUAAGGGGACGAUGCUUUCCGAGUAUUAUAAUCGAACCAUGAUAAAGAGACGGUCGAAGAAACGUCCGUCCGUCUACAAUUUGCAGUAUGGGUCGAGGCCCAGUGUGCGAUGCAGAGAGGAGGUGGAAGAUGGAGAAGAGGAACAACAGAGAUUGCUGGUGUCUGAGCUUCAGAGAACCCCAGGGAGCCAGAGAACCCGCCUGCUAAAGAGUUUUCCUCUAAGCCUUCGAGUGAAGAGACAGUUAAGGCAGUUGACAAGUGAAGGAACGUGGAGGCAAAGGAACGUGGUCCCAUGCUGCAGCCAAAUAAGAGACAGCAUCGCCAUGGCUAGUCACCGGUGCUGGUUGUCCUGUCUCUCGGGGCUGUAUGCCCUCCGUCCUUGGCACAAUUCUCUCAAGCAGAUCGGAGGGCGAUUUGGUUCCAGCGUUCUCUCGUACUUUCUCUUCUUGAAAACUCUUCUGGGAUUCAAUAUCUUCAUGUGUUUCCUGUGCGUCCUAUUGGUCGUGACACCGCAGGCCGCGCACCCACACGUGUCUACCAAUCCACGUACUUUCACCAGUCUGGAGCUGCUCACGGGAGCUGGUUAUUUUUCUGGCACAGUUAUGUAUUACGGAUACUACAGCAACCUCACUUUGAAUGAUGGAUGUCCUUCUGCGUAUAAUUCCUCCAUGUGCUCCACCACCAAGACCUGGCUUCCUUACCACAUGCCGCUGGCUUACCUCUACACCAUCGGGGUCACUUUCCUCAGCACGUGCAUCAUCCUGGUUUACCAGAUGUCUUGCUCUUUUGGCGACAGUUUCCGGGUCGGAUAUUUCUCAGGGGUUAUGGCCCUUAAGGUUUUCUGUUCCUGGGACUUUAAGGUGACGCGUAUCCAUUCUGUGCAGAGACAACGAGAGAAUAUCCACAUGCAGCUCAAAGAGAUGCUGUGCGAUCAGCUGCAGGACGGACACCCCGAUUACAUCAGGAAGAAGCUGAAAAGCAUCUGCGUGCCGGUGCUUUCCUGGUCUUUGUGCGUCGUCAGCUGGUUGGGGUCAGCGCUGGCCGUUUAUGUUCUAUCAGAACGUUUACACAAGGACCACCGCGUACGAGUUAAAACAGGAAUGGAGUCGGAAGUGGAGGCCAUGCUUUUACUGCUACCCCUGGCAGUAUCUAUAUUUAAUCUACUACUGCCCUAUGUGUAUCAUGGGCUGGGGCUUUGGGAGAAGAUGGAUUCCCCUAUGCUGGAGGUCUAUGUGGCCAUCUGCAGGAACCUCAUGCUGAAGAUUGUUAUCCUUGGGGUCCUCUGCUACCACUGGUUAAGUCAAAAGACGAAAUAUCUGGAGAACAAGUGCUGGGAGACCUUUGUAGGACAGGAGUUAUACCGGUUUGUGAUCAUGGAUCUGGUCUUCACUCUUCUGGACACUCUCUUUGGAGAGCUGCUAUGGAGGAUAUUUCUAGAAAAGAGAAGGAAACAGAAGUGCCGCACCGAGUUUGACAUCGCCCGGAACGUCCUGGAGCUUAUCUACGGGCAGACCCUGGCCUGGCUCGGUGUGCUCUUUUGUCCUCUCAUCCCAGUUGUCCAGGCACUGAAGCUGUUGCUAUUGUUUUACGUUAAGAAGGCCAGUUUGAUGAGGAACUGUCGCUCCCCUAAGAAGCCAUGGAGAGCCUCGCAUAUGAGUACCACCUUCCUUACGCUCCUCUGUUUCCCCUCGUUCCUCGGGGCCGCUGUGUUCCUCUCCUACACCGUGUGGUCGGUGAAGCCGUCAGACACCUGCGGCCCUUUCCGCUUUCUCGGGACCAUGUACCAAGCUGGGAAGUUUUAUAUCCGGGAACUGGAAAAGUCCGACCCCCGGCUGAGUUGGGUCACUUGGGUCCAUCACUACCUAUGGGAAAAUACUUUCUUCAUUUACCUGGCGACUGGAGUCUUGCUGGUUGUAAUUUACUUUCAUAUUCAGAUAGUAAACGGGCAGAGGAAGAUCAUCAAACUGUUAAAGGAGCAGAUUUCAAAUGAAGGUGAGGACAAGCGAUUUCUGAUUAGAAGACUUCAUUCUGUGUACCAGAAGAAGAGCACCGGCCAGCGGAAACCCCUACCAGGCCAGCCAAAGGAAUACUUUACCUCGGGAAAGACCUGAUGCGUCGUCUUUAUAGCAGCUAGUCUAACGCCGGAAGAAAAAUGUGCCAAAGAUUAAAGGGAGCUCAUAGCGUCAUAAGAGACAGACGACAAAAGGAUGUAUGAUCGUCCUAGAACCACUUUUUGUAUUGCCCUAUUUAUCCAAUAAAAGGAUUUUUUUUGCCCCAGAGCCGACUGUGGGAAUGUGUAUGCCGGAGCCUGUAAAUGUAUGAGGUCUACACGCAUCCCCAGGGCAGCGUAUCCCUUGGCAUCGGCCACCAAAGACACAAGUCUUCACACAUGGGGGGCUGUGAGUUCAUCGAGACCAUGUGAGGACACACACUACGGUUCAGAAGCUGUUUUAAUGGAAAACCGGGAAAUUUCUAGCUAUCAUACCAAUUAGCCACUUCAACUUAAACUUGGAUCAGCGAACACAACGUGCCAUUGGAACACAGGAGUGAUGAGAGUGAUAAAGGGUGAUGAGAGUGAUAAGAGACCUCUGUACGCCUAUGAAGAUUUGCCGUUUCCAGCUCUUGUUAUUUUAAUGAACAAAAACAAGGACAGUUUGACCCCAAACCUUCGAACGGGACCCUUAAGUAGUCCUGAAUGAACUGAUUGAAAUCUGAUUGGAAUAUUCUUUUAUUUUUAUUCGCAGUGUUGUCCCCCCGCCAUGCACCUGGAUGCCUUUACCCUAUGAGCCAUUCAUUUUACAUCUUUCAAUUCUUUGCAACUUUAUUUGUUAAUAAAUGUAUAACAAUUUGCAA